UCCUCCUCCUCCUCUUCCUUUUAUUUCUCCUGCUCGCAUCUUUUUCACCACCUGCCGCAGCUGCAACGGAGAGAUGGAGACCUUCCUGUGAUUACUGUUAAGCUGCUGGAAAGACCAUCCGGCCAGGGAAGGACAGAGAGACAGCAAGGGGUGAGGAGCAGGAAGGGGGACCGCGGACAGAAACAUAUGGUUGGACAGAGGAGCGAUUUUUGUUUCUUUUUUUCCCCUGAGGACUGCUUAAACGAACAGAAACUUAUUCACCCACCGGUAUAUCCGCCAAUGACACCCCGCUAACCUCAGUUUUAAGCCUUAGAGCUCACCUGCUCCUGUCACACCUCUGUCUCAUUACUUAUUGCGCUCUUUAAAGCUGCCUGCACGCGCUGAACGCACAGACGCUCACAGAGAGCGUCACGAGACGCGCAUAAGGCUGUUUUUCCAGUGAGAGUCUCCUCCUCCUGCAGCUCCUCAGCCAUGUCUGGACACACUGUGACCAUCCCGGACGACAGGGCGUUCGCCAGCUUCAAGGCGGAGUGUCUGUGUGAAGAGGGCUGGACCAUGACCUACAGCAAGGCGGGCAUCACGGUGUGGACCCAGGUGCUGGAGGAAGGCAAGUCCGUCCAUAAAAUUAAGUGUCGCAUGGUAUGUAAGGAUGUGGCUGCAGACACGAUGUACGAUGUUCUCCAUGACAUUGAAUACAGAAAAAAGUGGGACUCAAAUGUCAUCGAGACCUUUGAUAUCGGGAAGCUCACGGUGAAUGCAGACGUCGGAUACUACUCAUGGAAGUGUCCCAAACCUCUCCGGAACCGGGACGUCAUCACACUUCGUUCCUGGCUGCCGAUAGGGAAGGAUUACAUCAUCAUGAAUUACUCUGUUAAGCAUUCCAAAUACCCACCUAAAAAGGACAUGGUGCGGGCAGUCUCCAUUCAGACGGGCUACAUGAUUCAGAGCCAGGGACCAAGCAACUGUACCCUCACUUACAUGGCGCAGGUAGAUCCGCGAGGUUCAUUACCCAAGUGGGUUGUCAACAAGUCCUCUCACUUCCUGGCUCCCCGUGCGAUGAAAAAAAUCAGCAAAGCCUGUCUGAAGUACGCAGAGUGGAAGCAGAGACACAGCCCCAACUUCAAACCCUGGCUGUACCCCGAACAGACCACGUUACCCACAAUUCCACUUUCCGAGCUUAGCAUUCAGCGCGCAGAGAGCCUGGAGAAUUUCGACGAGAGCUCCUUGGCCGAGACCCAGGAAAGAGAAGACAGCGACUAAACCAAACAUGUUCAUACCAACAGCAAUGCAGGGAUACAUAAAUGCUUAAUAAACAUCCCAUCAUUACAUGUAUGUAUAUGUGAUUCUGUCUGUACAUUUGUAUAUUCAUGAACUGCAUUAUGCAAACAUUUCAAUUAGAACAUGAAGGCAUUUAUGCACAGAGAAGAACUUUACCAACUCGAUCACAUAUUUACUUACAAGUUGUAUGAACUCUGAUGCAGGUACUUCCCCACACAAACGGGGGAUUUAAACGAUACCAAUAGAAGUAAAUAAACUAACAUUUGAUGUAUUCAAGGUAGCUGUAAAGUUUGUUUUCUUAUUUUCUAAAGGGAUGUUAUUUUCAGAUGCAGUUUCAAACAUGCAUAUAGUCCCUUGCAAAAGCUAUUUUUUGAAUCCCAUUUCACACAAACCUUUGUCUGCUUACAACCACACAAUUCAUUGUUUUAUUAGACUUUUAUGUGAUACAGUAACACAAAGUAAAUAUUUUUGAAUGCAAAAGAUUUAAAAAAUUUUAGGUGGGCCUUUUUAAUUUGAUAUCUAAAGUUUAUAUGUAUCACUGGAUAUUUGGUUAGGGGAAUCAGUAAAGAUGGCUUAAUGCGACCCAAGAUUUUUUUUCUAAACUAAAAUGUGAACAUUUAUCAUUUCCCUUCUAAUUAAAAAUUGUGCAACACUUCCUGUUGGUCUGCUACAAAACCCAAAUGAAAUGCUUUAAAGUUUGUGGUUGAAAUGAGACAAAAUACAUAAAUAAUUUUGCAAGACACUAUACGUUAUUAAACCAUUAACUAACCAAUGACAACAUGCACAUUUCUUCGACACAUGACCUACAUGAAUAAAAUCCAAUGUUUCUACAUUUAUCUACUUAAUCUCUAAACCUGUUUAGACUCCAGAUGAAUGAAUCCCAACAUGCUGCACCACUGCAGUCAGACAUAUAUUUUUCUCAAUCUUUACGUCUCUGUGACAAUUUCUAAGCACAUAAGUAUGCAGGUGCGCAGAAGGCAGCUGGAAUCCACAAACCAAACUUCAUCCUCUUUUUGUUCACAAAGGCGAAUGCAGAUUUACAUCCAUGCAAUGACAACUUCUCUAUUUGGGAGAUGUCUGAAUGUAUGUAGACUUUAAAUAAAUACAGAUUCCUACAAAGGUUUCCAUCAUUUCACUGGUUUUCUGA
Cyprinodon variegatus (sheepshead minnow) is the source of this 2425-nucleotide messenger RNA. RefSeq names its product StAR related lipid transfer domain containing 10 (gene stard10). NCBI's taxonomy places the organism in Eukaryota, Metazoa, Chordata, Actinopteri, Cyprinodontiformes, Cyprinodontidae. The record is from RefSeq and is a predicted model, not a curated record. Gene Ontology annotation, molecular function: lipid binding. The transcript has 7 exons. Bases 472 to 1260 code for a protein of 262 amino acids.